This is a messenger RNA of Symsagittifera roscoffensis, 796 nucleotides long. RefSeq lists its product as uncharacterized. The transcript has 3 exons. Gene Ontology annotation, cellular component: lysosome. Lineage: Eukaryota; Metazoa; Xenacoelomorpha; Acoela; Convolutidae. Gene Ontology annotation, biological process: protein depalmitoylation; receptor-mediated endocytosis. The coding region runs from base 63 to 725 and encodes 220 amino acids. The record is from RefSeq and is a predicted model, not a curated record. Gene Ontology annotation, molecular function: palmitoyl-(protein) hydrolase activity.
CAGAAUACACUAACACUAAUCUAUUUAAGUUUAUCUUGAUCAAACACCACACAUUUGAAACAAUGAAGCUUGCUUCGUUUUACAUUUUUGUUCUUUUCGUAGCAACUCAUUUUGCUACAGCCGACAAAAUUCACAAAAAAGAAUACCGAAAGUCAUACCGAGAAGCACUGAAGCCAUAUCUUCUUAACAGAUGGGAUGACUCUAACUUCUUGGAAAACUUUUGGGGUAAACUGGAAACUGUGAUCAAAGAUGACGCUGUACUUGAUGUUCUGCGUCAAAUGGGAUCGUUUUUUGAGAAGUUUGUCCGAACAACAAAGCAAAGUUCAGAUCUUGCCGAAGUGAAAUUCACGACGAUUCCGGUCCUAACUGGUUUUCACGAAGGCACUCCAAAUGCUGGAAAAGAGAGAAAGCAGCCACUGGAAGGGUUGAAGAAGGAGACUGGCAAUGGGAGUGGUAGUGUCCCGGUGGUGUUGUGGCAUGGCAUGGGCGACUGUUGCUGCAACCCUCUGAGCAUGGGAUCCAUCAAGAGGCAGAUUGAGAGACAAGUGCCUGGCAUUUAUGUCCACUCUUUGAUGAUUGGCAAUAACAUAAUCGAGGAUACUUUGAAUGGUUUCAUUAUGAACGUCAACGACCAAGUGACACAAGUGUGUGAAAAGAUAAAGAACGACUCUAACUUGGCCAACGGGUACCAUGCAUGGGGUUUAGUCAGGGGGGCCAGUUCCUGAGAGCAGUGGCCCAGAGGUGUCCCGAUCCCCCCAUCAAGAAUCUGAUCACCUUUGGCGGACAGCAUCAAGGC